CGCGAACUUCAAGCGAAGUAAUGCUUUCCUGGUGGUCGAAGGAUUGAUCGCAUCAAGUUGAAGUCCGAGACGUAAUAAACGGCGUAAGCGAAAUUUGCCGCACAGCUUUCACUGAGUGCCUGUGCGCACUCGGAAGCUUGAAGGGCUUAAGGUUGCCCAAGGACGAUUUUCUCUCCGUCUUUCCAGCUGGAAGGUAGUAGGCCCAUCUUGAUGUCGGCUUUUGUGAGCCUGUCACGCUUCUUCACUACCUCCGGAUCUCGCCCACGCUCCUUAGACUUCCCAGAAUCUGUUCAUGACAGCUUAACGAUAGAUUCUGCCGUGACAGAGGUGGAACACAGUCAGUUGACGACGGUCGAAAACUCAGAUUUCCGUGGGCGCCUGCUCUCUUCAAUUGAAACGGCAUCUCCCGACCAAUUACGCACUCUCGUCCUUCAGCUCGCUGACGAGAUACCUGAAUUACAAAGGUCUCUUGUGCAAUCACUUGCCUCCUUGAAGGCGUUGUCAAAGGAGGCUUCGGAGGUCUUACAGAUCGACACGAGGUCUGAUGCAGACUCAAACGAAGCUUGGCUCAGCCUAGAGAGUGUGUCGACGGACUCUGACACCACGCAAUAUUCAAGUCCUUCGGCUUCGGACGCUGGAAGUAGCCACAGCUGGAAGACCGCCCAUUCAAUUAAUUGGGACAUUAAUAUCGAGGACGUCCCUGAGAUUCAAUCAGAGGUGAAUGCGGAUGUCAGAUCGCGCCCACGCUGGGAUAUUUGCGUGAAUUGCGCGAAAAAAUUCGAUACCAACGCGGUGCGCGGGCCGUUCGAAUGCUGCUAUCAUCCAGGGUUCCUCCAGAAAGAUGUUGAACGGCACAAACGGUGUGAUCCCCAGUCGCAUCCAGAGGACUUCAUGUGGAGGUGCUGCAAUGAAAGCAACCCAGAGGGAUGUGAGACUGGGUACCAUAUACCUGCCGGGGACAUUGGAUUGCCGCGAUUCUCUUGAAGCGGCUCUUCGCCUCGAAGGAUCAUACUGCCUCAUGAUGUACAACUAUCUGUAUGGGUGUCGGUGGCGAACAAGACGCCAAGCGAGACGCAGUGAAUCCUAGCUUACAUCAGGGACACAUCUGCGUAGACAUU
Messenger RNA from Suillus clintonianus, 1118 nucleotides. RefSeq lists its product as uncharacterized. NCBI's taxonomy places the organism in Eukaryota, Fungi, Basidiomycota, Agaricomycetes, Boletales, Suillaceae. Bases 211 to 984 code for a protein of 257 amino acids. The record is from RefSeq and is a predicted model, not a curated record. The transcript has 3 exons.